This is a messenger RNA of Leptomonas pyrrhocoris, 939 nucleotides long. RefSeq lists its product as hypothetical. Gene Ontology annotation, molecular function: deubiquitinase activity. Bases 265 to 939 code for a protein of 224 amino acids. The record is from RefSeq and is a predicted model, not a curated record. The transcript has a single exon. Gene Ontology annotation, biological process: protein deubiquitination. Lineage: Eukaryota; Euglenozoa; Kinetoplastea; Trypanosomatida; Trypanosomatidae.
GCGUCACCAACUCGCAAACCAAGCCCUUUUUCCUGCUGUGCCGGCCGCGGAUGCACUCUUCGCCUUCUUGCUACAACGGCUUUUUUUUGCUUACUUGCCUGUCUGCUCACUGCGCCUGAGAGGAGGAAAGGUGCGAUUCACGAACCUGUUUUUUUCUCCCUUUUCUCUCUUGACGUGCGGAACAUCGCACACGGCAAUCCACACACACACAGUGACACGCCCAAACGCACACGUGCAAGUAGGAACUUCUACGCGCAACGAGCGAUGUCGCUCUGCCCCACUAAUGCCGGCACGGCUGCCAUCUCCUCAGCCGAAAUCUCCCACGUUGGGGACACAACGGCGCCGUUCGUCGCGUCAGACCCUUGCGACGGCCCAAAGCAGCUCAACGCCGUCUUCUUGAACGUGUACGACGUCAUCGGGGCCAACGGGUGGCUGUGGUACGUUGGCCUCGGCGUACACCACGUCGGCAUCCAAGUCUACGACGACGAGUACCAGUAUGGCCGCUGCGAGGAGGGCACCGGUGUCGCCAUGGUGGAGCCGCGCCACUCGCAAGGGCAGGUCUUUCGCGAGCAACUCUACCUCGGUCAAACCAACUUGAGCUCCGCCGCCGUGAAGGAGUUGGUGGAGGCCUUUCGGCAGAAGGACAGCUGGCAGGGCAAGCAGUACCACCUCAUUAAGCACAACUGCAUCGACUUCGUGCAGGAGCUUAGCAGGGCGCUGUUGUCGCCGGAGGUGCGCGUGGCGCAGAUGCGGAGGGCAAACCGUAUCACCUACGAAAGCUGGCCCACGGAGACCGUGGAGGUGGAGGGGAGGAAGUACACGGUGCCGGUUCUGAUUCCCCCUCACAUCGAUCGCUUGUGUCGGCACGCCAAGGCGUACCUGCCAGAGUGGGCCCUGCAAAAUCUAGACAACAUGGACAAUCCUUUUCCUCAGGCAUAG